Messenger RNA from Emiliania huxleyi CCMP1516, 867 nucleotides. RefSeq lists its product as hypothetical. The record is from RefSeq and is a predicted model, not a curated record. The coding region runs from base 1 to 867 and encodes 288 amino acids. Lineage: Eukaryota; Haptophyta; Isochrysidales; Noelaerhabdaceae. Gene Ontology annotation, molecular function: protein binding. Gene Ontology annotation, biological process: protein ubiquitination; positive regulation of protein catabolic process. The transcript has 3 exons.
AUGCCUGCUUCAGCACGGUGCCGACCCACUUGCCAAUUUAGCGGCUGGCAGGCGCUGCGACUGGCGUGCCGCGACGGUCGCCUGCAGAUGGUGCAGAGGCUUCUCGAUCGCGGCGUCGUGCCGAAUGACGACGACAUCGACCCGCAGGGCCCCACGCCGAUGAUGCUCGCAUGCGCCGGCGGGCACCUCGCGUGCGUCCAGCACCUCUCCGUCCACGGCGCGAGUCGUAGCUGCACGGCCGCGUGGGCUGACGACGACCUGGCACCCAACGGUCUUCAGGUGCCGGACGGCGAGAGCGUGCGCACCGUCGCAGCAGGAGGCAACCACGACGAUCUGGUCGACUUUCUCGACCGCUCGGCCGAAUGGUGCACCGCGCUGCACCACCUGACGGUGGUACCCGCGGGGCGCGUGCGGCUGCUGCUGCGGUGUGGCGCCGACGUGCACGCGCGCGCCUCCGCUGCCGGCCCGUCGCCGCUGGACCUCGCACGCGCGCUCGGCGCCUCCGGCCGUGCGGAGGCCGGCACGGGUGCGGCGCUCGUCCUCGCCGCCGCAGAGGCGUGGUCGCCACGCAGCCACUCCCUCUUCCCGACGGCGGCGCGCCGCCGCGCCUCCACGCUGCUGCAGCUUGGAUACAUGAUGAGCGCGGCCUUCCGUGGCGCCGAGGCCGCGUGGACGGAGGUCUGGCGCACCGUGGCGGCGCUGCGCGCGCGCAUCAAAGAGGCCUUUGCCGCGCUCACGAACCAAGGCCUGCCGCCGCAAGAGGCUGCUGUGCAAGCCCUUGAGAUGGCGCGCCGAGAGCCCCGGAAGAUUCCGUUUGCCGCGCGGACUUCUCUUUGGAAGUCUCGCUUCCAGGCGGCUCCCGCGUGA